Molecule: messenger RNA, 1077 nt
Organism: Syzygium oleosum
Lineage: Eukaryota; Viridiplantae; Streptophyta; Magnoliopsida; Myrtales; Myrtaceae
Exons: 1
Coding region: 1-1077 (358 amino acids)
Source: RefSeq, a predicted model, not a curated record
AUGUAUUCGCGACUCCUCUUACCCGGUGACAAGAAGGGAGCGAAGCACGCUGCCAAGGAGCUAGAUUCCAUCUCCAAUUCCUUCGACGAGUCGCUCCUCUCUCGCCUUCGGGGCCUAAGCCCUGCCUCUGUCAGCUUGCCCUGGCUCUCCUCCGCCGUUGGCGUGCUCACCUUCGCUCACUGCUCCGUGAAAUCCUUGAUCCACGAGCUGAAAGUGAACGGUGGUGGUGAUAGCCUCUCGUCAUGGUAUUUGGACAACAGCCUGAAGGUCCUGGAUGUCUGCAACUGCAUCUCCUCAGAGAUCGAGCGACUGUACCUCCGCCCCCUGAACCUGAGGAUCGCGAUUGAGCUCCUUGGUUUGGACGGUAACCCAUCGGAGGAGGAGAUUCACCAAGCGAGGGAUUUGCUUGCAGAUUCAGAGGGCAAGGGUGGCAGCGGGUAUGUGAAGUCUGCGGGCAACAUUGAGGAGCUGAUCAGAGACUUGGCCGCGAGCAUCGGAAUGUCAACACCGUGGUGGAAGGUCUCCCCGAUCGAGAGAGUUGUUCGCCGUGCUAUCCAAGCGGUCAGCUUUGUGACGGCGUUCGUUGCUGGAGUCAUAUCUUCGGCCUUGCGCAUUACCUCAGGGGUCGUCGUUUCCAUCCGCAUCCCGAAGGAGUUCCCCUGGGUCGACUCUGUUCGGGCAAUCGAGUCGGCAGUUAUCAUCGAGUCGUCGGGAUGCGGCGAGGCAAGAGCCAGGAAGACGCGGCUCUUGAAGGAGCUCGAAGAUAUGGAGGCACAAGCGAGGCACGUGCUUGAGGUGAUGGACGAGGUGUCGGCAUCCGGAGGCAGCGAAGAAAUCGUGGGGAGGCUGAGGAUUAAGGCAAUUGAACUGGAGACGGCGACCAAGGUAAUGUCAGAGGGGUUGCGCCGGCUGAGUGAGGAGGUGAACGAGCUGUUCCGGACAGUGACGCGGAUAAGGAAGGAAAUGGCAGAUGAGUUCACAGCUAGCAUGCGGAAACCACCAUUGCCAAAGAAGCCACCGAAGCCAGGCAACAACGAUGAAUCUAAGGCGUUUUUGCUGGGAACAAAGAAUGAAUGA